Molecule: messenger RNA, 698 nt
Organism: Drosophila yakuba
Lineage: Eukaryota; Metazoa; Arthropoda; Insecta; Diptera; Drosophilidae
Exons: 4
Coding region: 132-584 (150 amino acids)
Source: RefSeq, a predicted model, not a curated record
UGUCUAGUGUCGCCUUACAAAACGGAUAAGCUUGUUCCACAAUAUCCACAUUUUCUUGCAACUCGCUUUAUUCUACACCGAAUUUCUUUUCGCUUGGUUUUCUGAGUUCUCUACGUAGUUUUAAACCGAAAAUGGUGGUGCUUACACGCAGUGCAGCCAAGUUGAAGGAGAACCAAGUGGUCAAGCCUUCUAAGCCAGAGAUCGCGGUGACUGACCAGAAUCUCCGGGCUGCGUCCAAAGAACCUCCGGCGCCCAAGAAGAAUGCGAAGAAACUGCCGGAUGUACGAGAGUCCGCCGACGUGGCUGUAAAUCUUCCCAAGACCCUGGUAUCUGAGGUACAAUCUCAUAAGACACAGGCAGCAGAUACAAAAAAAAAGGGUGAAAAGCAGCCGGCUUCCAAAGUGAGUUCCACAAUCGAAAGUCCUGAAGCAGCGACCAAACAAAAUGCAAUUUCAAAUAUGAAGCCCAGCGAAAAGAAGUCGACAAAGAAGCCGAGGUCCAAGAAGUGCCUGUCCAAAGACACGCUUGCGGAGAUGCCCAUCCAAAAAGCUGGAAAAGAUCACACCAAACAUCCAGCCAAAUAAUUUGUAUCACGUUGCGUUUUGUUUUUCCGUUUUGAGUUUAUUUUUCUAAAUUGAUUUUAAGCAUUGGGUUUUCAAAGUGAAUGCCACAUAAAAGGUAGCACUUAAUUAAUGAAA